Molecule: messenger RNA, 1717 nt
Organism: Fukomys damarensis (Damara mole-rat)
Lineage: Eukaryota; Metazoa; Chordata; Mammalia; Rodentia; Bathyergidae
Gene: Hat1
Product: histone acetyltransferase 1
Exons: 11
Coding region: 149-1387 (412 amino acids)
Biological process (GO): subtelomeric heterochromatin formation
Cellular component (GO): nucleus
Molecular function (GO): histone binding; histone H4 acetyltransferase activity
Source: RefSeq, a predicted model, not a curated record
UAGUCGGGGAGCGUGGAACUCCGAGUCUAGCCGUUGCUCGCUGCGGUCCGCGCCCCCGCCCCCAUCUGCUCGGGGUUCUGCGGUCUGAGAACUGCCCGAUCCCUCCCGAGGGCCGGGAGCCGAGGCAGAGCGUCGAGGAUUUGGUGCUAUGGAGAAAUUUUUGGUAGAGUAUAAGAGUGCAGUAGAGAAGAAACUGGCAGAGUACAAAUGUAACACCAACACAGCAAUUGAACUAAAAUUAGUUCGUUUUCCUGAAGAUCUUGAGAAUGACAUUAGAACUUUCUUUCCUGAAUAUACCCAUCAACUCUUUGGGGAUGAUGAAACUGCUUUUGGUUACAAGGGUCUGAAGAUCCUGUUAUACUAUAUUGCUGGUAGCCUGUCAACAAUGUUCCGUGUUGAAUAUGCAUCUAAAGUUGAUGAGAACUUUGACUGUGUGGAGGCAGAUGAUGUAGAAGGCAAAAUCAGACAAAUCAUUCCACCUGGUUUUUGCACAAACACAAAUGACUUCCUUUCUUUGCUGGAAAAAGAAGUUGAUUUCAAGCCAUUUGGAACCUUACUCCAUACAUACUCUGUUCUCAGUCCAACAGGAGAAAACUUCACUUUUCAGAUAUACAAGGCUGACAUGACAUGUAGAGGCUUUCGAGAAUAUCAUGAAAGGCUUCAGACCUUUUUGAUGUGGUUUAUUGAAACUGCUAGCUUUAUUGACGUGGAUGAUGAAAGAUGGCACUACUUUCUAGUAUUUGAGAAGUAUAAUAAGGAUGGAGCUACGCUCUUUGCGACUGUAGGCUACAUGACAGUCUAUAAUUACUAUGUGUACCCAGACAAAACCCGGCCACGUGUAAGUCAGAUGCUGAUACUGACUCCAUUUCAAGGUCAAGGCCAUGGUGCUCAACUUCUUGAAACAGUUCAUAGAUAUUAUAUUGCAUCUCCUUCAGUUCUUGAUAUUACAGCGGAAGAUCCAUCCAAAAGUUAUGUGAAAUUAAGAGAUUUUGUGCUUGUGAAGCUUUGUCAAGAUUUGCCUUGUUUUUCCCGGGAAAAAUUAAUGCAAGGAUUCAAUGAAGAUAUGGCAAUAGAAGCACAGCAGAAAUUUAAAAUAAAUAAGCAACAUGCUAGACGGGUUUAUGAAAUUCUUCGACUGCUGGUGACUGACAUGAGUGAUGCUGAGCAAUACAGAAGCUACAGGCUGGAUAUUAAGAGAAGACUGGUCAGCCCUUAUAAGAAAAAGCAGAGAGAUCUUGCUAAGAUGAGAAAAUGUCUCAGGCCAGAAGAAUUGACAAACCAGAUGAAUCAAAUAGAAAUAAGCAUGCAACAUGAACAACUGGAAGAAAGCUUUCAGGAACUAGUGGAAGAUUACCGGCGUGUUAUUGAACGACUGGCUCAAGAGUAAGAUUAUUCUAUUUUGUACAGGAAGCUGACAAAUUUCUGUACAUUGUGCUGUGGAAAACCUGAUGAUAAUUUUAAUGUUAACAUCUUGUAACAUUUUACUUACAUUAAAAGUUAUCUGUUAUCAUUAGUUGAAUAUUUCCUUUUGGAGAGAUUGUAUAUUUUAAAAUACUGUCUAGAAUGUUUAUGAGCAUAUAUUGCAUUAAAAAAUAUAGCUUCUAAAAUACCACUGCUCUUGCUUUUCUUCUUAAACAGUAUAAUAAAUGCUUAGUUGUGAUAUGUUAAUGUGUGAUGUGAUUCUUAAAUACUUAUAAACUCUUCCUAUCUUAAAAAA